Molecule: messenger RNA, 1999 nt
Organism: Lasiosphaeria miniovina
Lineage: Eukaryota; Fungi; Ascomycota; Sordariomycetes; Sordariales; Lasiosphaeriaceae
Exons: 2
Coding region: 248-1723 (491 amino acids)
Source: RefSeq, a predicted model, not a curated record
GAACCAUCUUGCGACCCCACCAUAUUCCCCUCGAUGUGCCCCGCUUGCGUAACGUCAAGGCCAAUCACCUGGUAGAUGCCGAACCAAUGACAUUGGAAAACACGUUUCGGUGCCUUGGAGACUGUGAUUGCCACCUACCUGCCAGUUGAGGGGGUACGUAUCUGCUAUUCUGCUUCUCAAGCGAGCUGCACAUAGAAGCAAAUAACCGGCCCAUAGAGUUAGUAGCCUUCACCCAGCAUCCUUCACCAUGACAACCAAGGCGGCCAAGGUCAUCGGGCUGCUUCGCAAUAAUGACCUGGCCACGGCUAUCUACAGUGCCGUGGUCCAGAACGACAAGAAGAUCUUCCAGGACGCCGUGUCCGCCGCCAAUUUGAAGACUGACGACCUGACGCUGUCGAGUGACGAGUUUGACAAUCUCGUCAAGGGACUGAAGAGUUCUGGAGAGCUUGAUCUUGUCACUUGGGAUGGGUACUACGAGUCGACCACUACCCAAGACUCCGACCCGCUUGCACUGCUGAUCCUCUCAACGACCGGCAAGGUCUAUUGGGGCCCGCGAGGGAAACUCAUGCGCGAUCCCGACAACCAUGUGGUUGACUACUCCCUGAUCACGGGUGGCAAGCUCAAGUUUACCACGACGGAUGACGGCGACGUGAGCAUCUCUUUUUCACGCACCUAUGACGACGACGCAGGGACUGCCACAGUGAGCUUCACGGGCACCCGCAAUAAAGCUGACAUCUCAGGAAGCUGGGCCAACAUGCCUCUCUGCGAAACGGGGUCGGACAAGUCGCCCAUUUUUAAGGCGUGGGACCUGAUUUGGCCCUGGGUCUCCAACACCUUCACCUUCAUCGGCGGGGCGGCGGCCUGCUAUCAGAUUUAUCUCUGGAUCCGGGACUCCGUACGCGAGAGAAGAUCGACGCGCACGGUGCGGGCUCUCAACGAGGCCACGGUCGAGUACCGGGCUCUCGCUAUGCACAACUGCGACCCGCCCGCGGUGAACUUCCGGAAUGCCGGCGAGAGGGUGACCAACGAUGUACUCGCGAGCGCCUAUCAGGACCUCAACGACAACCCGCGGGACUACAACGCCCAGCCGACUGACCAGGUCGUGCAGAGCAUGCCGGACAUUACCAAGCCCGCCUUUGAGCUUUCGGUGCGCCGCUACGUGAGCAGUCGCAUCUUGCCUGCCGUGGACGAGGCGGUGGACCCACUGUCCUACCUGCCUGUCUACAACGACUUGGAGAAGCAGGUGCUAGACGCCAAGGUAUCGUUGCAGGCCGAUCCCAAGAUAGCCGAGAUGGGCCCCUCGACGUCGGCCUACGAUCCAAUCGACCGCGCAGCCGUCCUCAGUGAUCGGAGCUCGUUCUACGCGGCCGACUACGCUGCCAAGGAAAGAGCCUACGACGGCGCGGAGCAGGAGUACGAGGACGCCAAGAAGAAGCGGGAGGACAUCCAGGCGCAAAUCGACGAGGUGGACAAACAGAUUGCCAAGGAUAAGCAGGACAGCGACAACGCGGCCGCGCAGCGGGACCAGGCGCGCAAGGAUCAGCUCGAGAAGGACCUCGACCAGGCCGAGAGCGACGAGCACGACAAGGAGGACAAGAAGAACACGACUGAGUCACAAAAGGACGACGCCAAGGACAAGAGCGAUAGCGCGGCCGAGGAUGAAAAGAAUGACACGUCCAAGGCGCAAUGGGACGCCAAAAUCGCUGACGUUUUUGGGAAGUAGAUUUGGUAGUUAACUACGCCUAUUGUAUGAGUCCCAUCGACUGCGCUUUCGGGAGAGCUUUCUUACGACAAAGUGAUCGGUAUGAAGCUGACGGGAGAGGAGUGGAUGGUCUGUGUUGAGGCCGAGACGGACGUGCGGCCUAAAGAUAUUGUUGAAGCUGGUCUUAAGGAUUGGACAAUUGACGCGUUAGGUAACCGCUACGCGAUCCGGCGCGUUGCGCGCAAUUGGCAAAGCUCCGGAUCUCUGCCAAGAUAUGUUAGCGGCCAUGGUUUUCAU